Ananas comosus (pineapple) is the source of this 1237-nucleotide messenger RNA. Its product is annotated as HVA22-like protein a. The transcript is spliced from 5 exons. The coding region runs from base 113 to 706 and encodes 197 amino acids. Lineage: Eukaryota; Viridiplantae; Streptophyta; Magnoliopsida; Poales; Bromeliaceae. The record is from RefSeq and is a predicted model, not a curated record.
UACGCGAAAAGCUUCAAUUCACCUUCCACAACAGAGAGAGAGAGAGAGAGAGAGAGAGAGAGAGCACAAAAAGUUAGGUUUUGAUAGACAGAGGAGGAGAAAAUAAUCAAUAAUGGGUUCGGGAUCCUUCUUCAAGGUGGUGGCUAAAAAUUUCGAUGUUCUUGCUGGGCCAGUGGUCACACUUGCUUAUCCUCUGUAUGCUUCUGUCAAGGCAAUAGAGACAAAAUCCCCUGUCGAUGAUCAGCAGUGGCUCACUUAUUGGGUGUUAUACUCGUUCCUUACUUUAUUUGAGCUUACAUUUGCGAAAAUAAUCGAAUGGCUUCCUUUUUGGUCUUAUGCAAAGCUCAUAUUCAACUGUUGGUUGGUCUUGCCCUACUUUAAUGGCGCUGCAUACGUUUAUCAACAUUUCGUGAGGCCGCUGCUUGUCAACCAGCAGAUAAUUAACAUCUGGCAUGUUCCUAGGAAGAAAGACGAUUUGAGUAGACCUGAUGAUGUACUAUCAGCUGCAGAGAGAUAUAUCGAAGAGAAUGGAUCAGAGGCAUUUGAGAGGCUCAUAAGCAAGACUAGAAACGUAUCAAAUUCUCGGAGCAACAGACGUUCAAUUCUGGUAGAAGGUGAGGCUGAAAGCAAAUCGAAGUACGAAGAAGAAACGAAUCCCUGGGGUACUGAAAAUCAUUUGAUCUUUCAUGACAGUUAUAGAUACUGAACCUGAACUUCCUUUUAUGCAUAAAAUACCAUCUAAUCAUCUUACCAAAUCUGUUCAAACUUUUUAUGUUGAUGAAAAAGUUUUCAUGUAGCUAUUUAAUGUAAAUGGAUUGGCUUUUCACUGAUGUCACAUUUUAACAAGAAAGUAUCCUGUCAUGCAUGUCUACCGUAUCGGUUCAACAAUUUCAGUGUUUUUGCUUUUUUAUUAAAUAUCGAGCACGGUUCUUAUUGGAGGUAUCUUUUUAAUAGUAGGAAUGAUUAGUAAUUUUAUAUGAUAGCAGUUCCAUGCAUCGGUUGUAUGGCUUCUCUGAUGUAAAAAUUGUGCUGUAAUUUGUUUCUGCAACAUUACCCCUUAAAUUCAUAGAUAUGUCUAUGUUUAUUGAACAUUUCCGAGGAAUGGUUGAAUUACAGAAGAAUGAUGCAGAUUGUCAGUUUCUACGUAUGUUGGUUUGUUUAACAAUUUGAAAUGUCCUCAGAUGUAGGGCCAGACAGUGAUAUUUAUUAAAAAUUGAAAGAAUGGAGUAUUUGUUUA